This is a messenger RNA of Baudoinia panamericana UAMH 10762, 1934 nucleotides long. RefSeq lists its product as uncharacterized. Gene Ontology annotation, cellular component: membrane. The record is from RefSeq and is a predicted model, not a curated record. NCBI's taxonomy places the organism in Eukaryota, Fungi, Ascomycota, Dothideomycetes, Mycosphaerellales, Teratosphaeriaceae. The transcript is spliced from 7 exons. Gene Ontology annotation, molecular function: transmembrane transporter activity. Gene Ontology annotation, biological process: transmembrane transport. The coding region runs from base 251 to 1828 and encodes 525 amino acids.
GGACGGCCACGCCGAGUGCUGCAGACUGCAUCCUCAAGCGAAGAGUUUUAUUGCCGUGGUGGAAAGUGGGAAAUCGUUUCCGCAUGAUACACACCUCACCUUUGCCAAGCUGGCCGCCGAGGCGAACCUGUAAGCGCUCCCAGUAGGUACGACAUUUUCUCUUUACAUCUCUACACUUUCUAUCUCCUUGUCACGCGUGCUACGCUACUGUGCCUCCCUGGACAUUUGAGAGAGGAGUCUUAGCGUCACGAUGGACGUCAGCAAGCAAGUCGAUGAGUCCGGCGGCGAAACGCCUCCGGAGAAGAAGCAUGCCGUCUUGCACCUGGAACGUGAAAUGGACCACAAACUGUCGAAGAAGGAACAACUGCACCAAGUGGAUGGUUUCAUCGCACGACAAGAUGUCACGGCCGCGACCUUCAGUCAUCUCGAUAUCAAGAAGAUCCUUCGCAAGGUCGAUAUGCGGCUUAUCCCCAUGUUGACGACUUUGUACUUGUUGAGCUUUUUGGAUAGAGGGAAUAUUGGCAACGCGAAGAUCGAAGGUCUUGCGGAAGACCUUCAUCUGAAACCAUGGCAAUAUAACAUGUGCCUCACAGCGUUCUUCUUAACGUACUGCGCCUUCGAAGUGCCGAGUAAUAUGUUGUUGAAGAGGCUGCGGCCGAGUGUCUGGUUGCCGAGCAUAAUGGUCGCUUGGGGCAUCGUUAUGACCCUAAUGGGCAUCGUACAGAACUUCUCCGGCUUGCUCUCUGCCCGCAUCUUUCUUGGUGUGGCCGAAGCUGGCCUGUUUCCGGGAGUGGUCUACUACAACACCAUGUGGUACUGUCGCUACGAAGUUCAAGUCCGACAGGCGAUAUUCUUCUCCGCUGCCUCCAUCGCGGGCGCCUUCUCGGGUCUCCUAGCGUACGGCAUAUCGUUCAUGGACGGAGUUGGUGGCUUGGAGGGUUGGCGAUGGAUCUUCAUUCUUGAAGGCAUCGUCACCGUCCUCGUCGCCGUGCUCGCAUUCUUCGUCAUGUACGACUUCCCAGAGACGGCAUCUUUCCUGACGCCAGAAGAGCGCGCCUUCAUCGCUUUCCGGUUGAGGUACGAUGGCCAGGACGCCGAGACCGAUGAUACCCACCGCGUCGCGCAGAACGAGAAGCAGGACUGGAGUUCCGUCCGAGCAGCCUUCGCUGACUGGCAGGUUUGGACGAACAUUAUCGUAUACUGGGGCUACGUAUGCCCUUUGUACGGUAUCAGUCUCUUCCUUCCGACCAUCAUCAAGGAGCUUGGCUUUAAGAGCACGACGGCACAGCUUCUCACGGUACCUAUCUAUGUCACUGCCGCCGCUCUGACAGUAAUUGUCGCCUACUUCGCCGACAAGCUACGACUCCGGUCACCAUUUAUCCUCACGGGUCUCGUCUUCCAGCUUAUUGGCUUUGUCAUGUGCAUCUCGACCAGCCAUGCAGGAGUCACAUACGCCGGCAUCUUCAUCGCCGCCUGUGCCAUUUACCCGACCCACCCGUCGAACAUCACUUGGCUGUCGAACAAUCUUGCCGGCUCGUACAAGCGAGCAGUUGGAAUGGGCAUCCAGAUCAGUGUAGGAAACCUUGCGGGUGCGUACGCCAGCAACUUUUACCGCGCAAAAGACGCACCUCGGUACAAACUCGGCCAUGCACUCGAGAUAGGCUUCAUCACUGCCGGUCUGAUUGCAGCGACGACGUUGAUCGUGAGCUACAAAAGUGUCAACAAGAAGAGAGAAGCAGCAGUGGCUAAUAACGAGCACAAUGGGUACACUCCUGAAGAGCUCAGCGACCUUGGAGACAAGGCGCUGACGUUCAGAUAUACACUAUAAGAAGGCUAUGGGUAUCCGCAGAAUCAACGUAGUGCAUGCGAAUAUGUAUGCAAUGAAUGACGAAAACGCUGCUAGCGAAUGGUUACUGAGGCCCGGCCUCUCGAGA